CAAGUCCCUGUUGACAGGAGAAGAUGAAAAAAAAAAAAAAACCCUCAAAGCGCACAAUCUGCUCAGUAAGGCUGGGAUCUUGGCUGCAGAAGGGACUGAUCGUGUUAAGGUCCAUCAAGAGACUGAUGUUCAUGAGAUGGGAAGCUAUAGUCUUUUGAGCAAGUGUGCAUAAUUUACGAAAUCGGAGUAUUCUACCCGCCGGAGAACCUGAUAUGGUUCGCUGCGUUGUUAAUUACUCCAACCUACGACGUAUCUGGAUGUUGUGCAGAUAUGUUCAUUUCUAGAAUGAUUUUAUGAAAUUCCUUAUUUGAAAUUUUAGAAUUGAUUUUUUUUUUUUUUGUUCUUUCUACCAAUUAAAUCAGACUCUGGAUGAUGUGCAGGAAAGCGAUGCAAAGUGGGCAAGUCAAGAGGCUAAAAAAUUGAAACAUUAUUUUGGAGUGGUUUUGUUAAAGUUAGAAUCCACGUUGGCUUAAUUUAAAAACUGAUCAAAGCAUGCAGGCUUUUAUUCUACGCCUUGCGGGGAGGAAGAUGAACCCAGCUCUUGUUUUGUCUCAUAAUUACACUUCGCUUUUAUUCUUUUUCUUUUUCUUUCUUUUUAAUUCCAGGUCUGAUGUGUUUCUCUCGAGGACACCCUUCCGUUACGCUUUUUUAAAGCCUGCAGUGGUAGUGUUGGGUUGUUUCUUUUUCUUUUUUUUGAAACUUUCCUUUUUCUUUUUUUUUUUCCUGAACUUUCGACCUUUUUAGGUCCUUCCGCGUUUUCUUAGCUGUUACUAAUUCUACGCGUUUUUAAGUAAU
Rubroshorea leprosula is the source of this 795-nucleotide messenger RNA. Lineage: Eukaryota; Viridiplantae; Streptophyta; Magnoliopsida; Malvales; Dipterocarpaceae. The record is from the annotation of a GenBank genome assembly.